CUGCAUCUUUUGUAUGCUGGCCACAAAGACUGUCAGCCUAUCAAACACUAUCAAACACGCCAUCUAUAGCAUCCGGUCUCUUCCAUUUUCAACCUCUAUAAAUAGAGGAGCCGAUUCGAGUAAAUGGGCACUUCAUCAUUUUCCUACACCACUGCAUUUUCACUUCUUCCCAAAUUUCAGCAAAAAAUCUUGAUCUGCAAAAACAUGGGAAACACAGCUGAAGAGAAGCCGCAAAUCCCACUUCUCACACCUUACAAAAUGGGGAAUUUUCAGCUCUCAAAUAGAGUUGUUCUGGCGCCACUGACAAGGCAGCGGUCUUUUAACAACGUGCCUCAGCCGCAUGCCGUGUUGUAUUACUCUCAGAGAGCAACCAAAGGCGGUUUUAUGCUGAGUGAAGCAACCGGAGUUUCUGAUACUGCACAAGGAUACCCUGAGACUCCGGGGAUCUGGACAAAGGAGCAAGUGGAGGCGUGGAAGCCGAUUGUAGACGCUGUUCAUGCUAAAGGUGCUGUCUUCUUUUGCCAGAUUUGGCAUGUUGGCAGGGUUUCAAACACAGGGUUUCAGCCAAACGGGCAAGCUCCGAUAUCAUCCACGGACAAAGAACUAACCCCACAAAUCCGGUCUAAUGGCAUUGAUAUUGCUCGAUUCUCGCCUCCACGUCGCCUCACAACCGAUGAAAUCCCACAAAUUGUCAAUGACUUCAGAAUUGCUGCAAGGAAUGCUAUAGAAGCCGGUUUUGAUGGAAUCGAGGUGCACGGUGCUCACGGCUAUCUCAUAGACCAGUUCUUGAAAGACGGGGUGAACAACCGGACCGAUCAAUACGGAGGGUCUCUCGAGAACCGGUGUCGUUUCGCUCGUGAGAUCAUCGAGGCUGUGACAGCCGAGGUAGGGGCAGACAGGGUCGGCAUCCGCCUCUCACCCUUUGCAAACUAUAUGGAGUCCGGGGACUCGGAUCCUACCACUCUCGGCCUUCACCUGGCCGAGACGUUGAGCAGAUACGGGAUUCUCUUCUGCCACAUGGUCGAGCCGAGGAUGAAAACCGUGGGCGAGAAAUCCGAAUGCCCGCACAGCCUUGUCCCGAUGAGACGGGUGUUUAAAGGCACCUUCAUUGUCGCGGGUGGCUACGACAGGGAAGACGGGAACAAGGCCGUGGAGGAGGAUCGCGCUGAUCUCGUUGCGUUCGGACGCCAUUUCUUGGCUAACCCUGAUCUGCCUAAGAGGUUUGAGGUGAAUGCUCCUUUGAAUAAGUAUGAUAGGAACACUUUCUAUAUACCUGAUCCUGUUGUAGGCUAUACUGAUUAUCCAUUUCUUGAUGAAACUGCUUGAUUUGGAAGUUAGAUCAAUAGCCAAAUUUGGAAUUACAUGUCUCCAUUUGAUGAUUUAGUAAAUUACUAUCAAUUAAGGGGUUUUAUUUAUGUUGAGAUUUGUUGUAGCUUGAAUUAACGCCUAUCUUGUUUACUUUAUAAAGAAGUUUGUAAUAAUGAGUAUUUGUGUGCUUUUACUUUUA
Salvia splendens (bonfire salvia) is the source of this 1507-nucleotide messenger RNA. Its product is annotated as putative 12-oxophytodienoate reductase 11. Bases 124 to 1326 code for a protein of 400 amino acids. The record is from RefSeq and is a predicted model, not a curated record. The transcript has 5 exons. NCBI's taxonomy places the organism in Eukaryota, Viridiplantae, Streptophyta, Magnoliopsida, Lamiales, Lamiaceae. Gene Ontology annotation, molecular function: FMN binding; oxidoreductase activity.